This is a messenger RNA of Coregonus clupeaformis (lake whitefish), 3667 nucleotides long. Its product is annotated as nuclear distribution protein nudE-like 1-B. Bases 117 to 1172 code for a protein of 351 amino acids. The record is from RefSeq and is a predicted model, not a curated record. NCBI's taxonomy places the organism in Eukaryota, Metazoa, Chordata, Actinopteri, Salmoniformes, Salmonidae. Gene Ontology annotation, cellular component: centrosome; kinesin complex; kinetochore. The transcript has 9 exons. Gene Ontology annotation, biological process: chromosome segregation; mitotic centrosome separation; centrosome localization. Gene Ontology annotation, molecular function: microtubule binding.
UUCUAAACACAGACAGACAGACAUUUCGUUGAAGACAGUCCAGGAUAGAAAAUGUGGUGACUGUAACUGAAUCUGGAGACAGACAAACGGAUUGGACAUGCCCAGGUUGUUCUACCAUGGACACAGAGAUGAUACCAAAAUUUACUUCAAAAGACGAGGAGAUUGACUACUGGAAGGCCUUAUCCCUCACGUAUAAGAAAAGUUACCAUGAGGCCCAGGAGGAGUUGCUGGAGUUCCAGGAAGGGAGCAGAGAGCUGGAGGCAGAGUUAGAGGCUCAGCUAGGACAGGCUGAACACCGCCUCAGAGACCUGCACACAGAGAACCAAAGACUGAAGAGCGAGUUGGACAACCUCAAGGAGAAAUUGGAGCAGCAGUAUGCUCAGAGUUAUAAGCAGGUCUCCAUGUUAGAGGAUGACCUGGGACAGACCAGAGGAAUCAAGGAGCACCUUCAUAAAUACGUCAGAGAACUGGAGCAGGCCAACGAUGACCUGGAGAGAGCCAAGAGGGCGACCAUUGUAUCUCUGGAGGACUUUGAGGGUCGUCUGAACCAGGCCAUAGAGAGGAAUGCCUUCCUGGAGGGUGAGCUGGACGAGAAGGAGAACCUACUGGAGUCAGUUCAGAGACUGAAGGAUGAAGCCAGAGACCUGAGACAGGAGAUGGCAGUGAGGGAGAGGACUACAGACAGGUUGUCAGCCCCCAGCUCUCCUACCCUGGACAUCGACAAGAUGGACUCUGCUGUCCAGGCCUCCCUGUCCCUGCCUGCCACCCCUGUAGGGAAGGGAAUGGAACAACCCUUCCUCAACCCUAAAUCAUCAGUGUUAACAAAUGGCUGUGGGCAUGGUAGCUCACCUCUGACCCCAUCAGCAAGAAUCUCUGCUCUUAAUAUCGUUGGGGACCUACUUAGAAAAGUGGGGGCGCUGGAGUCCAAGCUAGCUGCAUGUAGGAACUUUGCCAAGGACCAGGCAGUGAGGAAAACCUACUCCACGUCAUCCACCAACAUGAUCACUGGGAACGGAAACCUCAUCAACAGUAACGCCACCAAGUUCUCCCACUCACUACACACCACCUACUACGACAAAACGGCUGUGAAUGGACUGGACCACAGCACCCUGACUGCCCUGGCAUCGCCCCGGACUGUCUCCCCUCCUGGCAUGCUGCCUCUCACCGUUUAGCGUGGCACCACCCCCAACCUCUGUACAAGCUCACCACAGAACAAGGGUACCCCUCAUACUCCACCCCAACCUCACCCCAAUCUCUGCCCAAGCUCCUGUGCGCCCCGCAGAACAAUGAGAGGAGAGAACACUUGAAGAACCGUUAGUGUGUGUGUGUGUUCGAAAGCUCGUAUGUGUUUUAAGAGUUGAUUUGUGAGUGUGUGUAGGAGAGACACUUGACUGAGUGAUUGAAAAGGCCUCACUCACCUAUGGGUAGGGUUGGAUGCUGAGUGUGUCUGUAUUUAACACACACAUGCACAUGCCUCUGCCUGAGCUGGUCUUUGCUCAUGUGUUGGUGACCUCUAUGCUCUGGAGUGGCUCCACAGUUUCUCAGUUUCACUCUAUAACAGCAACUGUACCUGACAAGGUCCCCAACGGACCGCAGCUUCCUUCCUCUUAACCUUUCUUUUCUUGUCUGAAUGAAUUGCACAAUUACAAAUAAUUUAUAUUUAGAAUGUUGUAUUUAAAAAUGAAAAGGGACUUUUCCUGUUUGUUUGUGUUUAUGUUAUGGGGUCAGAUGGAGUUGAUGACCCUUAACCCCCAUAUCCAGAAGAAUGACUGAAUUCAUGUUUACUGUGUUCAGGCUGUGAUCAGAACCAUGUUCUCUUAUCGGGCUGCAUCUCAAUAGUCCAGUUAGUAGCAUCCUCUCCUCAUCUCAAUAGUCCAGUUAGAAUAGGAGAGAAUGAGAGAACAGGACCGGUGAAAGCAAUAUGGAUGAUCUCUAUCUCUACCAGAAAUUAGCUUUCACUUGUUCAAUUUCCUUCCCAUCAGUGCAGAUGAGAGAAAGGAGAGAAAAUGACUUUAUAGUAUUGAGAUGCACCCCCAUGUCCCUAUUGUCCUGGGUUUGGGCUGACCAGACAGAACCGACCGGUCAGCUGGUGGACCGUCUGUAGUCUGGUAGGGAGGGAGGACCCUCCAUGUUAAACAGCCUGGAAGCAUCAGCUGCUGUCCUCUUCAUUAAUGAAUAAUACAGUUAGGUCCGCUUCACCACAUAGACUGCAAUGUCCUAAUGGCACCCUAUUCACUAUAUAGUGCACUCCUUUUGACCAGGGACCAUGGGGCUCUAGUCAAAAGUAGUGCACUACAUAGGGAAUAGGGUGCCAUUUGGGACCCAGACUGCAAAGUCCUUACUUAUUUAUAUAAGCCUUGGAUGGAAGGCCAGUGAUGUUCAGGGAAAGACUUGCUUUCUGUAUUUACAUGUGGUUGGUACCAUGUUUAAUUAAAUGCAUCCCCUUCCCCUAUUCUGAUGCGUAACUAGUAUCAGACAGAACUGUUGCUUAUAGAAACAAAGAAGUCAACCCUGAGCACAGCAGUGCGUCAGACAAAAGCGUUACUUAUUCACAUUGAUAUAUAAACUGUACUGUGCACCUGCUGGUGGUCGAGUCUUAUCCAGCUAACAUCCUGUCUACCAUAACCUGCAGAACAGAAUAUCCAGCAACAAUAACCCAGCAGUCCAAGCAUCUAACAGGUAUAGGGUGAAGUUGCCUUAGAUGCUGACCCAGGGUCCGUUUUUCAUUUACCUCACUAAUGGUUAAGGUUAGGAUUGGGGGAGGGGAAGCUGAUCUUAGAUCUGUACCUAGGGGAGACCUCACCCCGGAGCUAUCUAACAGUGGGUCACGCUCAUCCCUUUUUCUAGACUAGAUACUAGCCUGGUUAAACCAGACUGAAUGCUGUGUUCACCAUGAGGUGAGCGCUCAGUCUAGUUUUAACCAGGCUAUAAAUGCUUUUUCUAGACUAGAUACUAGCCUGGUUAAACCAGACUGAAUGCUGUGUUCACCAUGAGGAGAGCGCUCAGUCUAGUUUUAACCAGGCUAUAAAUGCUUUUUCUAGACUAGAUACUAGCCUGGUUAAACCAGACUGAAUGCUGUGUUCACCAUGAGGGGAGCGCUCAGUCUAGUUUUAACCAGGCUAUAAAUGCUUUUUCUAGACUAGAUACUAGCCUGGUUAAACCAGACUGAAUGCUGUGUUCACCAUGAGGGGAGCGCUCAGUCUAGUUUUAAUCAGGCUAUAAAUGCUAAUCUUUUGACUGAUAUGUAAAUUGCUAUUGGUCCACUAAUUGUGACCAUUUUGUCACGUUGGCUCCUGACCUGUCGAUGAAACGUUUGUAAUAGUGUGUGAACCUCCUCAUCUCAGAAUGACAUGCCUCUUCCUCGUUCUCUUGUUGAUAUUCACUGUUUUGAUUUAUUUUACAUCCCCAUUCUGCCUGUGUCUGUCUGUCUGCCUGUGUCUGUCUGUCUGCCUUUCUUUAUCUGGGAUUAAUAGUGCUCCCUCCUAUCACAGCCUUAAAUGAAAAGCCUUAAGGCCAGUUUCCCGGACACAGAUUAAAGCUGCAAUAUGUAGCUUUUUGGGUGAUUUGACCAAAUUCACAUAGAAAUGUUAUAGAUCUGUUAUUUUCAUUGAAAGCAAGUCUAAGAAGGUUAUUUUUCUAUGCUUCCCGUUUUUAUAGUUUUGUUUUU